Messenger RNA from Parnassius mnemosyne (clouded apollo), 396 nucleotides. The record is from the annotation of a GenBank genome assembly. NCBI's taxonomy places the organism in Eukaryota, Metazoa, Arthropoda, Insecta, Lepidoptera, Papilionidae.
AUGUUAAAAUCCAUCACAAAUUUGUCAAAUAACUUCGUGACUGCUGCAAAACAUUCUGCAAAAAUGUCUAGCAUACACAGUACCUACAAAGAAGAAGUUCAUGAUGUGCCAAUGUCCGUUAUUAUAAGACCUUUCAUACCGGAACUAGAUGAGAAUAAAGUGCAAUCGCUGAUGGAAACAAUACAAAAAGAAGAAGAGGUUGGUAAUGUGCCUCCCAUAGACGUGCUGUGGAUCAAGGGCUCCGAGGGUGGAAACUAUUACUACAGUUUUGGCGGCUGUCAUCGCUUCGCGGCGUACACGAGGCUGAAUCGACCCACCAUUCCCGCUAAGCUGAUCAAAUCUACUAUAUCCGAUCUGCGAACUUACCUUGGAAAUAGCACACCGGACCUUAAGUGA